AUGGCUAGUUCUCAUGAAAUUAGUAAUAAUGUCAUAUUAUUACCUCAAACUAAUCAAUUAAUUGGUCUUUAUUCAAUCAUUAGAGAUUUAAGUACUAAACGUGGUGAUUUUGUUUUUUAUUCCGAUAGAAUAAUUAGAUUAUUAGUUGAAGAAGGAUUGAAUCAAUUACCAGUCGAACCUAGUAUUAUUAAAUGUCAUGGAGAUCACGAAUAUAAAGGUGCUAAAUUUUUGGGUAAAAUUUGUGGUGUUUCAAUUGUUAGAGCUGGUGAAUCCAUGGAAAUGGGAUUACGUGAUUGUUGUAGAUCAGUUAGAAUAGGAAAAAUAUUAAUUCAAAGAGAUGAAGAAACUGCAUUACCAAAAUUAUUUUAUGAGAAAUUGCCUGAAGAUAUUUCUGAAAGAUUUGUAUUUUUAUUGGAUCCAAUGUUGGCUACUGGCGGGUCAGCAAUGAUGGCUGUUGAAGUAUUAUUAAGUCGUGGUGUCAAAAUGGAAAGAAUCUUCUUUUUAAACUUGUUGGCUGCUCCAGAAGGUAUAAAAGCAUUUCAAGAGAAAUAUCCAAAAGUUAAAAUAAUAACUGGUGGAAUUGAUGAAAAAUUAGACGAAAAUAAAUUUAUUAUUCCUGGUUUGGGUGAUUUUGGUGAUAGAUAUUAUGGUAUAUAG
Messenger RNA from Insectozyma verbasci, 657 nucleotides. Lineage: Eukaryota; Fungi; Ascomycota; Pichiomycetes; Serinales; Debaryomycetaceae. The record is from the annotation of a GenBank genome assembly.